Tympanuchus pallidicinctus (lesser prairie-chicken) is the source of this 1873-nucleotide messenger RNA. RefSeq names its product immunoglobin superfamily member 21 (gene IGSF21). Gene Ontology annotation, biological process: homophilic cell-cell adhesion; heterophilic cell-cell adhesion. The record is from RefSeq and is a predicted model, not a curated record. Lineage: Eukaryota; Metazoa; Chordata; Aves; Galliformes; Phasianidae. The transcript is spliced from 10 exons. Bases 144 to 1631 code for a protein of 495 amino acids. Gene Ontology annotation, cellular component: adherens junction.
CUUAGCCGGGAGGUGGGUGCCGGAGGUUCGAGCGGUGACAUCGCGGUGCUGGAGCUGCGAGCGGUCGGCUCAGCUCGGUGGGAUCGGCAGAGAGGGGCGUCGAGCCCAGCCCGGCACCGCCGCGAUGCCUUCCGGACCCCCCCAUGCUACAGCCAGUGGUUCGGGGCACCGGUGAGCCCUAUGGGGGCUCCCCUCCCUCCUCCCCCGCGGACGCUAUGCGGACCAUGAGCCCCCUGCCCCUCUUUUUACUGCUGCUAUGGGAUUUCCUGGACCUGGCACUGGCCUACCUGACAGUCAGCAUCGAGCCGCUGCCGCCUGUAGUGGUGGGUGACGCUGUGACACUGAAAUGCAACUUCAAGACGGAUGGAAAGAUGCGGGAGAUCGUCUGGUACCGGGUCACUGAUGGCGGCACAAUCAAGCAGAAGAUCUUCACUUUUGAUGCAAUGUUCUCCACCAAUUUCUCACACAUGGAGAACUACAGAAAGAGGGAGGACCUGGUCUACCAGUCCACAGUGCGCCUCCCCGAGGUUCGCAUUUCGGACAAUGGCCCCUAUGAGUGUCACGUCGGCAUUUAUGACCGAGCCACACGGGAGAAGGUGGUCCUGGCGUCUGGUAAUAUUUUCCUCAAUGUGAUGGCUCCGCCAACAUCUAUCUCAGUGAUUGCUGCUGACACACCAGCGCCCUUCAGCCGCUACCAGGCACAGAACUUCACCUUGGUGUGUGUAGUGUCCGGUGGCAAGCCUGCCCCACUGGUAUAUUUCAAGCGCGAUGGGGAGCCCAUUGAGGCCACUCCGCUGCCAGAGCCACCAGCUGCCACUGGGAACUGGGCACCUCGCAACCUCCUACACCGUGACCUGGAUGACACCAAGGUGCCCCAGUUGCUGGCCGAGGGAGAAAUGGGGGGCGGGCCCCCCGACACCGCAGAACCCCCGCGGGGGCUGACAGCUGAGCGGGGUCCCACCACUGAAGCCAUCCCCGAAACUGUGGUGAGCAGGGAGUUCCCACGCUGGGUGCAUGUGGCGGAGCCCAUUUACUAUUUCCGCCACACACACGUGCCCAUCAGUGAUGGCACAGUGGAGGCACGGGCCACCCUCACCUGGACCCUCAACCCCCAAAUUGACAACGAUGCGCUCUUCAGUUGUGAGGUGAAGCAUCCGGCGCUCUCCAUGCCCAUGCAGUCAGAGGUGACUCUCGUUGCUCCCAAGGGCCCUAAAAUCAUCAUGACCCCAGUGAGAGCACGGGUUGGAGACACUGUUCGGAUUUUGGUGCAGGGCUUUCAGAACGAAGUCUUCCCUGAGCCCCUCUUCACAUGGACCCGUGUGGGAAGCCGGCUCCUGGAUGGCAGUGCCGAGCACGCCGGGAAGGAGCUGGUGCUGGAGCGCGUGCCAGCUGAGCUCAAUGGCUCCAUGUACCGCUGCACUGCACAGAACCCACUGGGUUCCACUGACACCCACACCCGCCUCAUUGUCUUUGAAAAUCCAGAUAUUCCCCGAGGAACAGAGGACUCCAAUGCUUGCACCCUUCCCAACUUUUCUUCUUUGGGUUUUGUACUAUGUGGUGUUCUUCUAUGGAUUAUUACUGCCAUAGCAGAAGCGGACGUGUUUCUGUGGAGAAAACCAGGAGCAGAAUAGUGGAUUCCAAGGUCAGACUGGGCCAUAUGUUUUUUUCUUAGCAUUACAGACACACCACUCAGUAAUUCUGGUGGAAAUGGAGGGCCCAUGUCGCAUCUCCACUCCCAAACCCUUGGUCUUGCACUAAGACACUCAUUCCUUGACACCGUUUACCUCCUACAUAAAGAAAAGGGCAGAGUACAUCGGCAAAAACAAUCAUUUCAGUGAAUUUCAUCCAAUUUACAGUCUGACACUUGGUUCUA